Molecule: messenger RNA, 1094 nt
Organism: Paraglomus brasilianum
Lineage: Eukaryota; Fungi; Glomeromycota; Glomeromycetes; Paraglomerales; Paraglomeraceae
Source: the annotation of a GenBank genome assembly
AAACAAAACGAUUCCCCAAGAAAAACUCUAAAAAAUCAAAACCAGCUCCUAUAUUACCACCGUUAGAGGAUCAAACUAGUUGGCCUGCCCCGGCUGAGGUAUUGAUUAAAGAUAAAGCAAAAGAAGCAAGUGAGCAAGCGGAGAAAAAGAAUGAUACCGGAAAGAAAGAGGAAGGGAGCAGUCCGAAAAGGGGUGAGUUUACAGUAGACAGCGAGAAUGCGCUAAACAGUGCGGACGUACGCUAUAUAGAGGUGGUGAUUGCAGGUAGUUCACGCGCAGCAGCAGGUGCAAUAACAAUGAUAAAAGCAAAGGCAAAUGGAUUCCAAUUCCAGCAACGAUUACUCAUACAACUCCGCUUCCCAAUCACCAUCACGGAUACAAGCAUCGACGCCGUAGCGAAGAUACAAUCACACUUUCGCACAAUAGACGUGAUAGAUAUUCACAAUAUGACGAUGUUAAUGGCCGAGAUGGUCGAGAGGGUAGAUGGGAUAAAGAGGGAAAGGAAGGAAGAGGCUGGGAUAGAGAGGGACGAAGAGGAAGAGGAGAAGGAGGAGAAAGCAGUGGACGAGAGAGCGGAAGAGAGAAUGGAAGAGAAGGGAACAUAUGGCAGGAGAUAUAUGCAUAAUUCGGACGGAAAUGGGCAAGUUUCUGGCCAUGUCAAUAAUAAUAUGUAUCGUGGUCGGAGAACUGGUCGAGGCCGUUCAUACGGAUCCCGUGGCCCACCGCGCUCCGCUAGCGCUAUCUAUUCUCCCGGGUAUACUCAGACAUACAGUGUCUUUCCCAACGCCAAAAUGCCUGUCGUGAUUGAUGUUGAUGUGUUGAAAUACUACAUUGUCCAACAAGUGGAAUAUUAUUUCAGCAUAGAGAACCUUUGUAAAGAUAUAUUCUUACGGAAUAAUAUGGAUUUAGAAGGAUACGUCGAUGUAUCGUUAUUAGCGGGAUUCAAUAGAGUAAAGAAUCUGACGACAGAUGAGGCUCUCGUUCGUGAGGCUUUGCUUUAUAGUCAUAUAUUGGAAGUCAAUGGGGAUAAAGUCAGAAAGAGAGAGGGCUGGGACUUUUGGUUAUUAUCGAAGCAGAUCCAACGGGCCUCGUGA